Cyprinodon variegatus (sheepshead minnow) is the source of this 2781-nucleotide messenger RNA. RefSeq names its product peroxisome proliferator-activated receptor delta (gene ppardb). Gene Ontology annotation, biological process: negative regulation of inflammatory response; regulation of lipid metabolic process; hormone-mediated signaling pathway. Gene Ontology annotation, molecular function: nuclear receptor activity; zinc ion binding; RNA polymerase II cis-regulatory region sequence-specific DNA binding. Bases 390 to 1919 code for a protein of 509 amino acids. Gene Ontology annotation, cellular component: nucleus. The transcript has 8 exons. The record is from RefSeq and is a predicted model, not a curated record. NCBI's taxonomy places the organism in Eukaryota, Metazoa, Chordata, Actinopteri, Cyprinodontiformes, Cyprinodontidae.
AAAGCAAAGCUAUGAACGGCAUAGAGAGAAGUGGAGAGGGGGAGGGAUUACCUCUUUAAUUCUCCUAUUUGCAUAUUUUAUAGCAGUAAACACUUUUUUUACGUUUACGUUUUAUUCUCCAAGCUGCAUAACGAAGGGCCGACUCUAUCAAACUUUCUGUUAGUUAGCUGUCUGACAUUAGCUCCUGUUUAAUAGCCCCCUGGUGACUUCAAACAACUUGUCAACAGCCGAUCGAUCCGAGGACAGCCCUGCUUUUCCUGCUCGUUAGCUCCAGCUGGCUCACGGAGCGGGAGCCUCCACUGAACCAGCGGUGCUACAGUGGCAGAGGGGUCAAGCCAUGGUAGCUACGUGACAUGAGAUGAGCGGCCGAGUCAGCUUCAUCAGGAACCAUGGAAGGGUUUCAGCAAACUGCGACGGAGCAGCACAGCAGGGUGAAUGGCUACUGUGAAGCUAGGUCUCCGCUGGACGAGGCUGACGUCAGGUGGACCCCUCCUGAGGUAGAGUCGGCUGGCUCAGACAGCUGCGGGGCCGCCAGCGCGUCGGAGAGUACGGACAUCCGGGAGGUUAAGACCAGGGAGAGUGAAGAUGAGGAGGACGAGGAACAAAAAGGGGAAGUGCUUUCUGCCAGAGGCCCAUUGGGGGAGCAGAAGAAUAAUCAGAAAGAGGAUGAAAAUCAGGAUAGCUGUCACAGCUUGCAGAACAACAGUGCAUCAUCAAGCUAUACGGAUCUUUCCCAUAUGUCUUCGCCAUCACUAUCAGAGCAGCUCCGACUGGGUAAAGAAGACAACGCAGGGUCUGGGAUCAGCGUGGAGUGUAAGGUCUGUGGGGACAAGGCGUCUGGCUUCCAUUAUGGAGUACAUGCCUGUGAAGGCUGUAAGGGCUUUUUCCGGAGGACCGUGCGAAUGAAACUGGAAUACGAGCGCUGUGAGCGCUCCUGCAAGAUUCAGAAAAAGAAUCGCAACAAGUGCCAAUAUUGUCGCUUCCAGAAGUGCCUGUCUUUGGGAAUGUCCCAUGAUGCGAUCCGAUACGGACGCAUGCCUGAGGCAGAGAGGAAGAAGCUGGUGGCGGGCCUGCUUGCAGAGGAGCUAAACCUUAGCAAACCUGGUGGCUCAGACUUGAAGACGUUGGCGAAACAGGUUAACACAGCCUACCUGAAGAACCUCAGCAUGACCAAGAAAAGAGCCCGCAGCAUCUUGACCGGCAAAACCAGCAGCACCUCACCUUUUGUGAUCUACGACGUGGAAACGCUCUGGAAGGCAGAGAGCGGGUUAGUUUGGAGCCAGCUAGUUCCUGGUGCACCUCUGACCAAGGAGAUCGGAGUCCAUGUGUUCUAUCGCUGUCAGUGCACCACAGUGGAAACCGUGCGAGAGCUUACAGAGUUUGCCAAGUGCAUUCCAGGGUUUGUGGACCUUUUCCUGAAUGACCAGGUGACGUUGCUCAAAUACGGCGUUCAUGAGGCCAUUUUUGCCAUGCUGCCAUCACUCAUGAACAAAGAUGGACUUUUGGUGGCAAAUGGGAAAGGCUUUGUGACAAGAGAGUUUCUACGGAGCUUAAGGAAGCCCUUCAGUGAGAUCAUGGAGCCAAAGUUUGAGUUUGCUGUCAAGUUCAAUGCUCUGGAGUUGGAUGACAGUGACCUGGCCCUGUUUGUUGCUGCCAUUAUUCUCUGUGGAGAUCGCCCUGGUUUAAUGAACGUAAAGCAGGUGGAACAAAGCCAGGACAGCAUCCUCCAGGCCCUUGACCUCCAUCUCCAAGCAAACCACUCUGACUCUCUCUACCUCUUUCCCAAGCUGCUUCAGAAGAUGGCCGAUCUCCGUCAGUUGGUUACUGAGAAUGCCCAACUCGUCCAAAAGAUCAAAAAGACUGAGUCGGAGACCUCGCUCCAUCCUCUACUACAGGAGAUCUAUAAAGACAUGUAUUAGAGGAAUCUCCAGCACAGACUGACUUUGAAGCAAUACUGUUACAGAUUGAAUUUUUGCGGUUAUAAAAUAACACACUGCAUUCAGUGAAGGCACUGUUUUCCAUACACGGGCAUGGAUUUUUAUUUUUUUGACCCACAGAUAAGUCAGAUUCACUUGGUUAGGGUGAUCACAAGCAGCAGAACUCCCACAGUAUCAGCAUUGCUCUCACCGUGCAAUGAGCAUCUGGAAUCAUUUGCUGCAAGCCUUAGUUUCCCACAACGGCCACCUAACAUGGAGAGUGAUAUGUUUUCUUCCAGAGGCUGCUCCCGUUUCAUCCUCACAGCAAAGCUGACCCCAGAGCAGUGUUUUGAGAAAGAGAGAGAAAACUUCUCCUUACUCUCUUCAGCUCUGUGUUUUGCUGCAAAGGGAAAGCACUUCAUGGUCCUUCACCAGUGGUACAGCUGAAAUGGAAGAGGGAUAUCAGGGUUUUUUUAAUUCAUGACAGAGUGAUUGCAAUUAUUUUCAUUAUAAUAUUUUAGAGAUGCACACGUUAUUUGUUUACAACAUCAUCAACAUUAACUCUUCCAUCUGGCCAUUUGGUUUGGAGAACACAAACUGGGCUGGCUCCAGCAGUGUCGAGCUCUCAUGGUGAAACUGUCUGUGCAAUGCUAUUUCCACUUGCCAACAUAUAAAAUCCAGCUUAUAUAGGUUUUUAUCUCAAAAGCCAUUGCCCCAAGUGAAAAUAAACUGAGUUGACACUAUAGGCAUGUAACUUUUAAAAAGUUUGAGGGAUAGCAUGCUUGCUUUCUUUCUUGCAGAAAACUGACCUUGCCAUUGUUUGACUUUGUUAGCGCAUUUCUCUGAUUGUGUUACAAAUGGUUUU